Chelmon rostratus (copperband butterflyfish) is the source of this 1115-nucleotide messenger RNA. Its product is annotated as receptor activity-modifying protein 1-like. NCBI's taxonomy places the organism in Eukaryota, Metazoa, Chordata, Actinopteri, Chaetodontiformes, Chaetodontidae. Gene Ontology annotation, molecular function: coreceptor activity. The coding region runs from base 91 to 540 and encodes 149 amino acids. The record is from RefSeq and is a predicted model, not a curated record. Gene Ontology annotation, biological process: cellular response to hormone stimulus; receptor internalization; protein localization to plasma membrane. The transcript is spliced from 3 exons. Gene Ontology annotation, cellular component: membrane; cell surface; signaling receptor complex.
CAGUGGUUUGGGCAGAAUAUUGGAGGGAGGAUGAGACAGCUGAUGUCCAGGCAGUGAGCAGAGAAAAACGGCUUGGAGUUGGUGUUCAGCAUGGCUCUGGAGAAGGCGUCGCUCCUGGGAGCAGUGCUGGUGUUGUUGUUGGCAGCUCAAGUCCUUCCGUCAGUGUCUGGCUGCAACGGGGGAUUCUACGAGAGGAUGAUCAAUGAUCUCUGCUUAGCCAAGUUCAAAUUCGAUAUGGGAGGACUGGACCGAGGGCUGUGGUGCAGCUGGCCGGACACCACGGAGCUCUACGAGGGACUGACAAACUGCACCUACCAGGUGGCCCUGAGGGUGGACUGCUUCUGGCCGAACCAGAUAGUCGACCGCUUCUUCAUGCAGAUUCACCGGCUCUACUUCCACGAUUGCGCUCUGACUGGCCGGCUCCUCCACGACCCACCGAUCAGCAUCCUGGCCCCGUUCAUCGCAGUGCCGGUGCUGGUCACCCUGCUCAUGACCGCCCUGGUGGUGUGGAGGAGUAAACGCACAGAGGGGGUUUUAUAGAGACCUGCUUCUGGAUGUGGGCUCAAGGCUUGUAAAUACGGACUCCUGACAGGCAAAGACUGAGCAUGUGAAGGAUUUUUGAGUGAUUUUGCACUUCCAUUGUCUUGAAAUUGUGUUAUUCCCUUAGUAAUAUGAAUAAGUGUUUUUGGGCAGUGCAGUGAAACAAUGAAUAAAAGGUCUAUUUCGUAUAAAAAAGAAUUUAUCUGCGCAUAUUUCGCAGUGGAUAGCAUCACCAAUAUUGGGGUGUCAAAGUUUGGCAGGAGAAAGUAACAAAGUAUUUGAGAUUCAGGGGAUUUGGAGGCCAUGCAUGUUAAUUACCAUCUGUUCUCAUGGCCCUGAACAAUCUGUGAACACAUAAAUAACAGUAGAGAGGAGGGCUCUCAGGGAGACACCAAUGACUUGGAUAAAUUAUUGUUGUAAAUUUUGCAAGAGAGGUGAAGGAAGAGAGGAAAAGGGAGCAGAAAUGCUGAUUUUAUUCUGAUCUCAUCUGCAGAGCUGCACUCAUUUGGAGGAAACCAAAUGGUGCCUGGAUUAAAUUUUCAUGAACGUGCUGAUGAUUUGUUUACAUUCAAUGA